Molecule: messenger RNA, 1115 nt
Organism: Schistocerca piceifrons (Central American locust)
Lineage: Eukaryota; Metazoa; Arthropoda; Insecta; Orthoptera; Acrididae
Exons: 2
Coding region: 587-916 (109 amino acids)
Source: RefSeq, a predicted model, not a curated record
UUGGCAGAAUGUGGGCGAGCGUCAUCUUGCUGCAGGAUGACACCUCUUCACAGUUUUCCACGACGUUUGGAUCUGAUUGCAGGUUUUAGUUUCGUACGCAACACAUCACAUCCACCAUACAAAACAGACCUGGCUCUAAAACCUCGUUACGCUGGGGCUACGUCUUGCAACAUUGUGGCAUGCUACGGAAAUGUGGCGUGCGUCGUCUUGUAGCAUGCUACAACAGGCAACGUCUUGCGGCGUAUGUUGCAUGUGGCAGUGGCAGGUUAACUUAUACCAAAGCAACAGAAUUUGUGCCACACGUGUGUCGGUCUUGCAGUAUAAUGGAUGAUAAAGUGAUCGCAGCGGCGGCCUACUUCGUACUUGCACAGGCAGUUAACAACGGAUAUGAAAAACAAAGGAAAAGAAAACGAUGGUGGAAGGUCCACGAAAUAGUAUCCUAGGAACUAGAAGCAGACGAUGGUGCAUUAUUUAGUAAUUUUACGAGGAUGUCGACUGAAGACUUUAAUUACUUGCUGCAGUUAACUACACCUCUUAUUGUAAAGAAAGAUAACAACUGCCAAGACAGUAUUUCACCAAGAAUUCGAUGGGCCAUCACAUUACGAUUUUUAGCCACUGGCGAUCCAUACAAGUCACUAAUAUUCCAAAGGAUACUGAAGAAUGGCAGAAGGUAGCAAGAAAUUUCGAAGUGAAGUGGAAUUUCCCUCACUGCAUAGGAGCCAUAUAUGGCAAAAAUGCGCAAAUUAUGUGUCCUCCGAAUACUGGAAGUGAAUACAUCAACUAUAAAAAAACAUUCAGCAUUGUCCUUAUGGCAAUUGUAGACGCAAAUUACUGCUUUCAAUGUAUUAAUGUUGGAUGUCACAGGGACAGAAAGAGAGGGGAGGAGGAGAUUGACUUAGAGGGGGAGAGAAAUUGACCUUAGUGAAGGGAAGAGUGACAGAGAGGGUAGGAGGUGAUAGAGGAGAGAAGCAGAUGGACAGAGAGAAGGGCAGGAGAAGAUGGGGAGUGGGAAAAGUUGAUUUACCUCAUUUACAAAAUUAAUAAAUCUUCAUAUGUUGUUAAUUCACAACUUUGUAAAUGAUUCAUGUAAUAUGCGAUACUCAAACUAUAGUAAU